AUGACAGUGGCAACCAGAGAUAGCAGGCUCCAGGCGGAGGUGGAAAAAAUCGAGAACUGGUGGAAAUCUGAAAAACAGAGCAGGCUCCAGCGGCCGUAUUCGGCCCUCGACGUGGCCAGAAUGAGAAACUCCAUUGAGCUGAACCACCAUGUAUCCUCGCAGCAGGCCGCCAAGUUAUGGAAGUUAUUUGAAGACAAGAUAGCCAAGCAGGAGCCCCUGCUCACUUACGGCGCAGUCGACCCGAUUCUGCUGUCGCAACUGUCCAAGGCCGGACUCGAGAUCGGUUAUGUCAGUGGAGCCGUGUGUGGUUUUUCCAACGUGGCCGAGCCGUCAAUGGACACUGCCGACUAUCCUUGGGACACGGUUCCCAACACCGUGCAAAAACUAGUCAACUCCCAGUUAUGGCACGAUCGGCGCCAGAACCAUUUGCGCUCUCUCAUGACCCCGGAGGAGCUUGCUGCCACGCCAGAAAUUGACUACCUGGUUCCUCUCAUCGCCGAUGGCGAUAUGGGUUUUGGCAGCACCACGGGAAUCAUGAAACUCACCAAGAAGUUUGUGGAGGCAGGCGUGGCUAUGUUCCAUCUUGACGACCUGGCCAUAGGAAUGAAACGGUUCACAAUCGGCGAGGGCAGAACUGUGGUGCCCACAUGCGAGUAUCUCAAACGGCUCACGGCAGCGCGGUUCCAGUUGGACCUCAUGGGCGCCGAGACACUGCUCAUGGGCCGUGCAGACUCGCUGCACGCCGAGUACAUAACCUCGGUUAUCGAUCCACGUGACCACGGUUAUGUACAAGGCGUGACAAACCCGGAGUGCGAGCCACUGCUGGCGACGAUGGUGAAGGCGCAGCGGGAAGGUUCCGACUACAAGAGCACGCGCAAGGCGUGGCUGGCGAAGGCGGGGCUGAUGACUUUUGACGAGGCAGUCGAGCAGGUCGCCACGCCAGAGGAGUAUGCGUCGUACAUGGCUCUCUUCAAGGAUUCCAAGUUCAAGAGUAUAACCGAUAGAAGGGCCCAUGCGGCAAAGACAGUUUCCCAGCCAGUGUUCUUCGACUGGGAAGCCGCACGGUCCACGGACGGCCAGUACUUCUUCAAGCACACGCUGGAGCACGUGAUUGACCGCGCCAUAGCAGCAUUGCCUGUGACAGACGCCACCUGGGCACGCAUGGACGCUCCGAAAUGGGACGAGAUUGUGGAGUUUCAUGAAAAACUGCGCGCAAUUGAUAACCGCAGAGCGUACGGGUUUGGGUAUACUGGCCGCUACGACUACCUUGCAGCCGGAUUCACUGAGGAGCAGUUCAAGAACCUUCACUGGGAGCUUGCCAAUCUGGGCAUUGUGUUCCAGACGCAGCCAAUCUAUGCGUGCCAGGGCUUGAACAUGGUGAGUCUUGAGUUUGGUAAGAUGUUCAAGCGGGAGGGAAUCUACGGUUAUGACCGCGACAUUAUUCAGUUCUGUAAGAAAAACAACACCGACGGAUUUGAGACGUCGUGGUGCGGCGCCAAACUGUCGGAUGACCAGAUGUUUGCUGCCGACUCGCUGGACGUGACUUUGCCGUUCUGA
Messenger RNA from Ogataea angusta, 1557 nucleotides. RefSeq lists its product as uncharacterized. The record is from RefSeq and is a predicted model, not a curated record. Gene Ontology annotation, biological process: carboxylic acid metabolic process. Gene Ontology annotation, molecular function: isocitrate lyase activity. The transcript has a single exon. Lineage: Eukaryota; Fungi; Ascomycota; Pichiomycetes; Pichiales; Pichiaceae. The coding region runs from base 1 to 1557 and encodes 518 amino acids.